Molecule: messenger RNA, 1008 nt
Organism: Scomber scombrus (Atlantic mackerel)
Lineage: Eukaryota; Metazoa; Chordata; Actinopteri; Scombriformes; Scombridae
Gene: tcima
Product: transcriptional and immune response regulator a
Exons: 1
Coding region: 125-427 (100 amino acids)
Biological process (GO): negative regulation of Notch signaling pathway; endothelial cell activation involved in immune response
Cellular component (GO): nucleus; cytosol
Molecular function (GO): Notch binding
Source: RefSeq, a predicted model, not a curated record
UCACCCAAGCCUUCAACCUCGAAGCCGCUCCGGCGAAACCAGUGCGCGCCAACUCAUCCUCAGAGAGUUGGAGGGCCGCUCUUGGAGCAGAACGGACGACAUCCACCCGACAAACAAAGCCAAGAUGUCGAGCUACGUAUCCUCUGAGUGCCGCCGGGUCAGCCCGUCUGUCCACGGCAACAAAUUUGACACUGCGCACCGCAAGAAAGCAGUGGCCAACAUUUUUGAGAACGUCAACCAGGACUCUCUGAUGAGGCUCUUCCAGAAAACAGGUGACAUGAAGGCGGAGGAGAGAGUGAGGAGCAUCUUCUCCUACACCCAGGACCCGGAGGAGACGGCCCGGGCUCUGAUGGCUCUGAAACAGCGCAAGAAGGACAAGUUCCUCCAGAUCGCUGGCAUGGUCCGACAGCUGCUCAAGCUGCGUUGAACCGUCUCUGUCGGCUCUUGUGUGAGCCGAAUGUGAAAACACUCCCCGGUAUGACUGGGCUGCCGCAGCAGGAACGGCUCACCUGACGCAAGGAAAUGUGCGGAGGUGAAGAAAAUGUGCAGCCGGGCCGCUUGGAGGGCAAACAGGCUGCAGCUGUCACCUCAUGGACGGAAGGUGACAGCGAGGGGUCCCUGCUAUGAGCGGAUGGAGCAAGAAGAACAGAGUUGGGAAUAUGAAGGGGAAUCUUCCCUGAGACUUGAACUGAUGAAUGCAUUCCUGUGGAUGCUUGACUGUGAAGCAGCACCUGGUGCAAGGUGCACACCGCGCUGAUGCUGGUGUAAAAAUCUGCAAAAAUGAGACUCUAUAGUGCCGAAGAAACUACAUGAAUGCCUGUCCUGAACACAUGCCUUGUCUUUCAGCUUCACUGUGUUACAUGAACACUGUCAUUAGUGGCCACUAAUGUGUUUUUUUUUUGUUUGUUUUUUUGUCACGAACAUGUUAUAAUGAUGAUUUGCAUUUAUGACAUGUUUCUUUGUCUGUCAUUUUUAAAAUAAAUUAUUGCAUUAUAUACUAAAGAUGAA